AUAGUAAAUCGUCAACAAAAUUGGAAAAAAAUAUUUCUUAGAUGUAUUUUCGAGCCAGUUUGAUGGCAUUGCUUUGCCUCACUCUUAGUGAAUUCGUUCCUAAAGCAUGGACCCGAUCGCUUACCGUCUCGCUGAACAUGUCCAUGACCCGAACCCUGGUUCCAGAUCCGCCAAAUGGAACAGAAACCAAGCUCAGCCAGGAGAUUCUUAGGGCUUGUAUGCGUAGGACCGAGAUCUCAAUGUCGCAACUGAAACUCUUUCACAUGAGCCUGAUGAACAGCGACUACAAAAAUGACAACGAUAUAGCCCCUACUCCAGUUCAAUCCAUUGGCGAUGUGAAUAACCUGGGUGAUCUGGACUUCAAUGGCAACUCGCAGAUGCCCUAUCUCGAUCUGAAGCAUAAUGAGCCGCUGCAGUGCUUUGUGAGCUGUCUGUAUGAGACCCUGUAUUUGGAUAGGUACAAUGUCCUGCUGGAGGAGGCCUUCAUGAAUCAGGUGCAAACAAUCAUACAGCAUGAGAAGGCGGAGAUCAAGGAGUGCAGUGAUCUUCAGGGCAAAACACGAUGCGAGGCAGCCUACAAGCUGCACCUGUGCUACAAUCACCUGAAAACUCUGGAGGCGGAGCAGCGUAUCCGUGAGAUACUCGAGCGGACCGAGGCGGAGAACGAGUUAUUCGGUCCGGAGGGCAGCGACUUUAUCUACGGCAUCAAGCAUUCCGGAGAAGCAAUGACCACCACUAAGUCGGAAUAGAUAGCUGUGUACUUGUGGGUCUUAUUUCUUAUCGAUGUUUGCUAUAUAGAAAAUCCACUUAUUAUUUAAAUGUAUGCAUGAAUAAGUACUUAAAGUACUUAUUUAACUUUUGAGAGUUUUAAAGCUAUAAAAUAAAAACAAGAGUUUGCAUUUCAGCGUAA
This is a messenger RNA of Drosophila sechellia, 910 nucleotides long. RefSeq names its product Odorant-binding protein 56c (gene Obp56c). Bases 42 to 749 code for a protein of 235 amino acids. NCBI's taxonomy places the organism in Eukaryota, Metazoa, Arthropoda, Insecta, Diptera, Drosophilidae. The record is from RefSeq and is a predicted model, not a curated record. Gene Ontology annotation, molecular function: odorant binding. Gene Ontology annotation, biological process: sensory perception of smell. The transcript is spliced from 2 exons.